AUGGCUGAAUCGCUCGCGGCGCUCGGCGUCGCGUCCAACAUCGUCCAGUUCGUCGAGCUCGGCUUCAACAUCACCAAGGCCGUGAUCGAGACCUACCGAAGCACCGAUCUCGAUGGGUUGGCGGAGCGCAAUGCCGAUCUGGUUGCCAUGACCUCCAGCCUCAAAGACCGGUGUACUCUGCUUCAAGAUGACACUGCGGCGAAAGCUGACCCGAUCACCAUGGGCCUCUUAAAGCGAUGCAUAAAAGUCGCAAAUGAGCUACAUUCCGAGCUUGAAGGGCUCAAGAUGAGCACUUCUGCCCGCAAUCGAAGCUUACGGAAGUUCGUAAAAUCGAUCAAGGCGUACUGGAGAAAGAGCAAGAUAGAAGACCUUGCAGCCAGAGUGGAAGACAUCAAGAAGGAAAUCUUCGAGAGGUUGGAGCCUUUGCUUUAUGAUCAUCGCAAGUCGCUGUCAGAAGCCAUGCGCUCACUGGGCGAAGCAUCGGCCGCUUGGAACAACGCCACCGAGAAAAGGCUAGAUGCUAUUGCCCGAGACCUGGAAAGGCUUGUCAACGCGCAAGUAGUGGAACAGUCAACAGAAGACCUCGAGAGCUUUGCAAAACAGCUGUCCAGGUUCGUGGAUGAGACAAAUCAUCGCGGCAACAUAAGGAGUAUCCUCAAAAGUCUUCACUUUGCGCAAAUCAAAGAGAGACAAAAUGAGAUUCCACGGGCGCAUCGUAACACGUUUGAAUGGAUAUUCGACGAAUCCUCAUCUGUCAAUUUUACGUCAUGGUUUCAAUAUUCAGGCCAAGGCGUCUUCUGGGUGACGGGAAAACCUGGAUCUGGGAAGUCUACCCUGAUGAAGCUCAUUCUGGAUCAUGAGACGACUAAAACGCUGGCUGAGAGAUGGGCCGGAUCAAAGCCUCUCAUUCUCGUCAGCCAUUUCUUCUGGAGUGUCGGAAACAAAAUUCAAAAGUCACAGGAGGGUCUGCUCCGGACGCUGUUGUUCCAGAUCAUGGUUCAAUGCCCAGAAAUCAUUCCGGCAGUUUGCGCCGAGAGGUACUCAAACCCCUUCAGAUCUCUCGAGUCCUGGAGCAUCGAAGAGCUCUCAGAGACGUUUGAAAGAAUCCAGCACAUCCAGGAACUCCCAAGCAGAAUUUUGCUAUUUGUCGACGGUCUUGACGAGUACAGCGGAGAGCCGAGGGAACUUACGAAGUUUUUGGGCGCAAUCGCAAACUCCCCAAACAUCAAAACCUUGGCCUGA
Molecule: messenger RNA, 1242 nt
Organism: Colletotrichum chrysophilum
Lineage: Eukaryota; Fungi; Ascomycota; Sordariomycetes; Glomerellales; Glomerellaceae
Exons: 3
Coding region: 1-1242 (413 amino acids)
Source: RefSeq, a predicted model, not a curated record